CCGGCGCCGGCAACGCCCCGUACCUUCUUCCUAUCAGCUCCACCGAUCGCUGCUUAUUUUGAGCCCUCCCCCCUCGCCUCGCCCCGCCUCACGCCGCCCCGCCCUGCCUUGCUGCCCACUCAAGCCCCUUCCUACCCGGGGGUAGCCUUGCGUCUGGGCGCCUGCUCCUGCGCCGCGGUCCUCCGUGCACCGCCUGCCUCGGAAGAAAAUGCUCCGCCGGAAGGACGUGCUGGCGGUGGCCCUCGCCGCCGCCAUGGCGGCCGUCAUGUAUCGCAUGAAUUUCCACACCAAAAAGAAGGCUCCCCGCACCCGGUCGACCAGCACACAGGCCAUCACCCGCCACAAGUCCACCGCUCGGUCCCGAGCCGAACGCAUUCUCGCCAUCAUCCUGCCGCCGCUCCUCUCCAAGGAAUCCUUCAUCUUCGCCAGCCACACUGCGAUGCUACUGUUUCGCACCUUCCUGACCAUGCGUCUGGCCAAGCUUGAUGGCAAGAUCGUCGGACAUUUGGUCAAGGCCGAUGGCCGGGGCUUCGUUCGCGGCUUGUCGGCCUGGCUGAUGAUGGCCAUCCCGGCCUCGGCAACCAAUGCCCUGCUUUCCUACCUGCAAAGUGAGCUGACAUUGGCCUGUCGCGACCGGCUGACCGGUCACCUGCAGGAUCGGUACUUGUCCACGACCACCGACCGGGCGCAUCUGGAGAAGCUCUACUACAAAGGCAUGCACGGGGCUCCGCCUGGGCUGUACUACUAUGCCGAGGAGGCCAUCACCUCCGGCGAGCCGUCCAGCGAUCGAGUCAGCCAGCCGCCACUUGACACGGCGGGACCCGGCGGCCCGGGCCCGGCCCCGACCACCGGCACGGCUGCCCCCGGCGGCGCUGCGAUCGACGAUGCGCCCCACCGAAUCACCCACGAUGCGGCGGCCCUGGCCUUCGCCAUUGUGGAGCUCCACAGCGGCAUCACCAAGCCGGUGAUCGACAUCAUCAUCAUGAACAUCCGCGUGGCCAAGCUCAUCGGCGGCACACACCGGGCCGAUGGCACAAGCAAAACCUUCCUGGAAUCCGCGUACCAGGGAACGCUGGCCCUGGCCACGGCCCAUGCCACCGUGCAUCUGACGGCCUGGGCCUGCCGGCAGCUGGGCAGUCGUGCAGCCCGGCAAAUCCUCCGGCUCUUCGACGACGCCGUGGCCCUUCCACCCGGCGGCCACAUGCCGCAGGUCCUGGCCAGCUCCGAGCGCCCGACCAUCAAGUCCCUGGGCCAGGCGUCGGCCGAGCUGGCCCGGCGGGAGGGGGCCCUUCGCACGGCCUACUCGCGUCUGGACGCCGCGGCCGAGGAGGUGAGUUUCCUGCGCGGCGGCGACCGGUGCACGGUGACGAUGGACAGCGCCGAUGCCACCCGGGCCACAUCCAAGAGCCGGCUGGCCAUGGCCGGCGAUCGGGCAGCCCCCGACGGCGACACCUCCGACGGGGCCUCCCCCCGGCACCCGGCCUGCUAUGAGGACGGCAUCAUGCUAAUUGGCCCGCAUGGGCCGCUGUCUGUCCGGAGCUCCACGGCCUUCGGACCACUGACACACGCAUACCGCUCCAACGAGGGGUCCCCCAUGAUGGGCCCGGCCGGCGGUCACGAAAGUCAAGUCGCCCGGUCGACCGGCCUCGGCGCGCCAAAGCACGCCCCCGCCUGCCCUCCGGGGCAUGGCGCUCGCCGGCAUGGGCCCGAGACCGGGGCCCUGCGCGAGGCAUUCGACGCCCUCAUGCGGCAAAGCUACUACCUCGAUCGCAUGCGCUUUGCCCAUGCCUCGGUGGAGCAGUACAUCACCAAGUACAUCUACACGGCCGCCGGGCAUCUGAUCUCGGCGGCCGGCACCAGCGACGGCGCGGGCGCCCUGCUGUCCAUGAUCCCGGGCUUCCGGCCGACUGUCAACAACCCCCUGGCCGCCGGGGCAAGUGCUCGGGAUCGCCUGGCCGAGGAGGAGGAGCAAACCUCCGAGCGCGCGUCCAGCCUGGUGGCCACGCGGCGCUUGCUGAAUUCCAGCGCCGAUGCCACGGCCCGCGCAUCCAAGGCUUGGGCCGACUCGGCGCCCAAGGCCCAGGGCUUGGUCAAUCGCAUUGGCGAGAUGCUGGAAACAUGGGACGCCAUCGAGGCCGAUGCCCGUCAGCAUCGGGAUCGCAAGCCGCCACAAAGCCACCGGUCCACGGCCACCGGCCGCCCAGCACCGACGCCGCUGGACCCCGGCGUGCAGGUGUACGCCCGUGGCCGGAUGAAGCAGUCGGCCGACACGAUUGAAUUCCACCGGGUGACGCUCCUGCCGCCGGUGAUGACCAGCGGCCGGAGCCCCGAUCGUCCAGGCGGCGCGCCGCUGCUGCAAGAAAUCUCCUUCACCAUUGCCAAGGGCGAGCACUUGCUAAUCCUCGGGCCCAAUGGCUGUGGCAAGUCCUCGCUCUUCCGGGUGCUGGGUGGCCUGUGGCCCGUGUGGGGCCCCUCGCGGGAAUGUGCCACAUGCGCCGGCACCGGUCAGCACCGGCACCGGAUGUGCACCGCAUGCCACGGCCUGGGGGCCUUGACUGAUGCCUUCGUGUCGCGGCCCUCCGGGGGGGUGUUUUACGUGCCACAACGCCCGUACCUGACCAAUGGCACCCUCCUGGAGCAGAUCAUCUACCCCCACAAUGAGGAAGACAUGCGCCGACGUGGCUUCGACGAGGCCGACGUCAUGGAGAUUCUCGGCAAAAUGGGCAUCCAGCGCAUGGUGACCUCCCGGUCACCGGAGUACGAUGGCCCGGGGGCCGAGCAGCCCGCCCUGGGUCUGGCCCCGGCCGGCGGAGCUUCACUUGCCCCGGGAGCCGUGGCCGAGGACCCGCCGGAGCAAUACCGCGGCCCGGAUCCGCGCGGACUGUCCGGCUGGCGAGUUCAAAACAGCUGGGCCGCUGAGCUGUCGGUCGGGGAGCAGCAGCGCCUGGCCCUGGCCCGGCUGCUGUAUCACCGGCCAGCCUUCGCGGUGCUGGACGAAUGCACCGCAGCCCUGAGCCUCGGGGCCGAGGCUGCCGCAUACGCCCAUGCCAGGCGCGCCGGCAUCACCCUCAUCAGCGUGGCUCACCGGCCCUCGGUGUGGGCCUUCCACAACAAGGUGCUCAUUUAUGAUCGCCAACUCCCGCGGGGGUACCAUUUUGGGGACUUCGAUCCGGUCCGGCGCGAGCGCCUCUGGCAACAGAAGUGCCAUCUGGAGAACCUCCUGCGCGAGGCGGAGAAACGCCGGACCCAAGUCGCCGACAAGGUGGUGUCUUCGGGCUGAGGCGCCCCGGUUCUCGCCAGGCAGGGCGGGCCUCCGAACGAGGGCCAACAAAGGGAAGGGGCGUCGAGGGCGAUAUCCACGGCACGCAUGUCCUCGGGGGAGCAUGACCACCUGCUUCCCCCUCCCCCCUCUCCCUGGGCGGUGAAGCGUUCACCCAAUAGCCAACAGCAUGCAAAAUCACACCACAUCCAAGAGCCGGAAACACCCACACAGAUGGCGAGGGCUUGUCUGUUGAGGAACCAACAAACAAGGGCCGAGAG
This is a messenger RNA of Fonticula alba, 3540 nucleotides long. RefSeq lists its product as hypothetical. The coding region runs from base 209 to 3280 and encodes 1023 amino acids. Gene Ontology annotation, biological process: long-chain fatty acid import into peroxisome; very long-chain fatty acid catabolic process; fatty acid beta-oxidation. The record is from RefSeq and is a predicted model, not a curated record. Gene Ontology annotation, cellular component: peroxisomal membrane. The transcript has 7 exons. Lineage: Eukaryota; Rotosphaerida; Fonticulaceae. Gene Ontology annotation, molecular function: ABC-type transporter activity; ATP hydrolysis activity; long-chain fatty acid transmembrane transporter activity.